AAAGUAAACGAUGAACCCUUUAUAAAUACUUGCUCCAACUUCAUUCUUUUUCACAUAACACAACAAUCCAUUUCCAAUAACCCAAUUUUUUUUUCUUCAAUCCGUGUCUUUUUGAAUCAUAACUAGAAUGGCUGGUGAAUUGAUUCUCUUGGAGUUCUGGGCUAGCCCUUUUGCACAGAGGGUGAAAAUUGCCUUGGCUGAGAAAGGCCUAGGCUAUGAGUGCAAAGAAGAGAACUUGUUUAAUAAGAGUCCUCUGCUUCUAGAGAUGAACCCCGUUAAUAAGCAAAUCCCAGUUUUGAUCCAUAAUGGGAAACCGAUAUGCGAGUCCCUCAUCAUUGUUCAAUACAUUGACGAGCUCUGGAACCACAAAUCUCCAUUGUUGCCUAGUGAUCCAUACAAGCGAGCCCAAGCAAGAUUCUGGGCUGACUACGUUGACAAGAAGAUGUAUAGCAAUGGAAGGAGUUUAGUUUUCGGCAAAGGUGAAGUCCAAGAAGCAGGGAAAAAGGAGCUGAUAGAGUGCUACAAAGUGUUGGAAGCGGAGCUUGGAGAGAAGACUUAUUUUGGGGGAGAGACCUUUGGUUUUGUGGAUAUUGCACUUGUACCCUUUUACAAUUGGAUUCACAUCUAUGAGACAUGUGGCAAAUUUAGGUUUGAGGAAGAGUGCCCUAAAAUUGCGGCGUGGGGGAAGAGGUGCUUGGAGAAGGAGAGUGUGUCCAAGGCUCUUCCAGACCAGAUCAAGCUCUAUGAAUUCUUCAUGGAGCUGGCAAAGAAGUUUGGUGCUUAGUAGAAUUCCAGAAGAGUUAAUUACUAGUAUUUGAAAUUCUCUCUUUCCCUUCUUGUAUUAAUAUUUUUCUCUUUUUUGGAUUUAAGUUUGGUCUUUGUGCUUUUUAUUUGUUGGGUGUGUCGUUUUUGUUACACGUACAAUAAAGAAAGUACUUCAUGUUCUGUUGA
This is a messenger RNA of Cornus florida, 951 nucleotides long. Its product is annotated as probable glutathione S-transferase. Gene Ontology annotation, biological process: glutathione metabolic process. Gene Ontology annotation, molecular function: glutathione transferase activity. The coding region runs from base 128 to 784 and encodes 218 amino acids. The transcript is spliced from 2 exons. NCBI's taxonomy places the organism in Eukaryota, Viridiplantae, Streptophyta, Magnoliopsida, Cornales, Cornaceae. The record is from RefSeq and is a predicted model, not a curated record. Gene Ontology annotation, cellular component: cytoplasm.